AUGGGUGGGUCUAUCGAGCAACAGGACGAUGUGCCAACAUCGUCCAUGACCAUCGCGGUGCGGAUUAUUGUGUUGGUGCUGGCGAUUCCGACAACCUUGCUGUAUCUGCGCAAGUUCGUUCUUAAUAACUUCGGACUUGAUGACUGGUUGGUGCUGGUUGCUCUUAUCGGAGUGGAUCUGUUCUCUGCCCUGGCGUAUAUCAUCACAUACUAUGGAUUGGGCCGACCUAUGAAAUAUGUUCCUACAGAUCAUCUGGUUGUGUUUCUCACGCUCGAAUACGCCUCACAAUGCGCCUACCUAGUCAUCGCAGCGACUGUAAAAGCGAGCCUGCUCAUCUUCAUCAUGCGUCUGUUCCCGACUCGUUUCGUUCACAUUGCCGGGAAAGCUCUUCUUGGUAUCAUCGCGGCCUUCACCCUCUCGGGGACCCUCGCGCUGGUCUUUCAGUGUCGCCCAGUCCAAGCGGCCUACGACAAGGCUAUCACCAAUUCUAGCUGCUAUCCCACUGAGACCUCAUGUAUCGAUCCUAGUACUUCCGAUAUGGCCUAUCUGGCAGUUGCAGAUGCCGAUAAGGAGGCGAAUACUUGUGCUGGGGCUGCUCUGCAUUGUUCCUUCCAAUGUCGGCGGGAGAUAAAAACUGACUUCCCUUAG
Molecule: messenger RNA, 648 nt
Organism: Aspergillus niger
Lineage: Eukaryota; Fungi; Ascomycota; Eurotiomycetes; Eurotiales; Aspergillaceae
Exons: 6
Coding region: 1-648 (215 amino acids)
Source: RefSeq, a predicted model, not a curated record